AUGGCUUUUUCUACAGAAGAUCCUAAGUUCGCAGAGUUUCGUCAACUAUUUGCCAAAGCGCGCUCAGUCCUGGUAUUAACCGGUGCGGGUGUUUCUGCUGAAUCUGGUGUUCCUACAUUUCGUGGAAGUGGUGGCUUUUGGCGCAAAUACCAAGCGACAGAUCUAGCUACACCGGAGUCGUUUGCUAAGUCACCAUCUCUAGUUUGGGAAUUUUACCAGUAUCGACGAGAACUCAUGGCAACGAAAGAACCGAAUAAAGGACAUUUGGCAUUAGCCGAAGCGGAAAAACGCUUUGAAAAAGAAGGCAGACGGUUUGUGAUUUUGACUCAAAACAUUGAUGGACUUCAUCGACGAGCAGGUUCGUCUAAUCUCAUUGAAAUGCAUGGUAUGUUAAUAUUACACUUGAAAAUACUCUAUACUAGUUCGGAGAAUAUAGGUAACCUGUUCAAAACUCGAUGUACGUCGUGUGGUUUUGUUGAGGAAAAUAAGAACAACCCGAUAUGUGAAGCUUUGCGAGGUCGAGGAUUACCGGAUGUUGAGACUGGUAGUGAAAUACCAGUAGCAGACCUUCCUCUUUGUCGACAGUGUCAAUCACUUGUUCGUCCACAUGUCGUUUGGUUCGGUGAAACUUUAUGGCCGGAUGUUCGAGAGAAAAUCGACAAAGAAAUUGCUCAAUGUGAUUUGUUCCUAGUGGCUGGAACAUCAUCUGUGGUUUACCCGGCUGCAGCGUAUGCAUCUAUUAUCUCACGCCUUGGUGUUCCUGUCGCUGAAAUUAAUAUCGAAUCAACUCCGUCAACAUCGAAUUCAACUUUCCAUUUUAGAGGUCCUUCGGGUGAAUUACUUCCUAUACUAUUGGCACCUUCGGUCGAUGAAGCUUUGUAG
Messenger RNA from Adineta ricciae, 882 nucleotides. The record is from the annotation of a GenBank genome assembly. Lineage: Eukaryota; Metazoa; Rotifera; Eurotatoria; Adinetida; Adinetidae.